CUGCCACAAAACGAAACCAUCGGAUACCUUCAGUAGCGGUGAGCGAAUAUUGUCUGCUUUGAGACGUCUAUCUAUUACAACUCCCACAUAUUUUGACGGUUCACUUUGCUAGGUUAUGUAACCGGACAUGUCUACCGCAAAUCUGGAAUACUCAGUAGACGCUGAAAUCACCACCUUUUUCACCAAGACCUCCGCCACCCGAGCCCAAUGUGAUUCCCGAGCGGCGGAACUCGCGGGGGACGGUACCGUCGUUCCGGUCAAGGUCCAGGGCGUCUGUAGUUACUCCGUGUAUGCCGGGCGGGACCAGGAGUACGUCGUACAGUUCCGGCUCCGGUCUCUGGAGCUUAAGAUGGAGACUGCGGUGUUGGCGCGGGAGGUUUAUGGGGAGUUGACGCCGACGGUUUCGUUUGAAGGGCAGAUGGGGGCGGAUGGGGAUGGGAAUGGGAAGGAAGGGCUUUGUGUGUACUUGAUGAGUCGGGUCCGGGGGGUUACGCAUUUGGAUUUUAUCCUGGCGUAUGAUGGACCUGAUAAUUCGCAGGAGUGGUUUGGUUGGCGGAGGAAUUUGAUGGUGGGUGUUGCGCGGUUCUUCGCUCUCUCGUGGAACGCCCCUCAGCAGGUCAGUCCAGAGGAUCGCGAGAAGCUUCGCGGGACAUACGUCAGUGAGUUACGGCUGCUAUACUCUGCACUUCCGGAUCGCUUCCGCCCUAUUAUCCAGAACUGCAUCGAUUCGAUAGAUACCAUUCUAUCCCUGCCUAUGGUGCUCUUACACCGCGACUUCGGCACGUGCAAUAUUAUAGUCGACGAGACAUCGUGUCAUCUCGUCGGCGUCGUCGAUUGGGCUGAAGCUGAGAUAUGUCCCUUCGGACUAAAUCUUCAUUCUCUCGAGGCUUUAACGGGGAAACUUCGUCUUCGAGACGGCUGGAGCCGAUACGAGGAUCAUGCCACUUUACAGGAUGUGUUCUGGAGCACGUUCGUGCAGCAAGUUGGAGGAGUGGACGAAGAUACCGUCCAAACUAUCAAACUUGCACGGAUCACGGGCCUGUUGCUUUCUGCCGGCUUCACUAGCCGUCUUGCGAACGGGCCUGCUCUAGUGCCUAUAUGUGAUGAUGAAAUUGGACGGUAUAAGAUGUUAUCCCUAGAUGGGUUUCUUAUUAAUCUAGAGACGAGGUUUAAGAUCGAUCUACUGUAACUACCUAUACCUAGCUAAUCUAUAUGAUAAUAG
Molecule: messenger RNA, 1222 nt
Organism: Daldinia loculata
Lineage: Eukaryota; Fungi; Ascomycota; Sordariomycetes; Xylariales; Hypoxylaceae
Exons: 3
Coding region: 128-1189 (353 amino acids)
Source: RefSeq, a predicted model, not a curated record